AAUUAGCGAAAUGGGUAGUACUUUUGGAGACAAAAUCUUAUCAAACUUCAUAAGUGAUCAAUGUGAUAUGGAAGUUCAAGUGGCAGAGAAUCAUCAAUUAUUUGUUCAGGAUAAUGCUAAUAGGCCACACCAAAUUCAGACAAGCUUUAGUGAAGCUUUGACAAGAUUUCAACCAAAUACACCAACAUCUCCUUCCACGAGACAAAAAUGGGAAUGUGAUGCCAAUCUGACUUCAUUUGAUUUCAACAAAAGAUCAGAAAGACAAGCCACCUUGCGAAAAUUGUCUUGUGAUCUUGAAGCAAAAUACUCCCAAGAUGUUCCUGUACUUCUUAAUAUAUUAAAAAGUUUUUAUCCUUUUAAUGAAACAAGCGGUGAUGUCUUGGAGGAUUAUGAAAUUAAUGAUUUCUUUGAGCUUUAUGGUAUUUCUGAUGUUCGUCCCAUCCUUGCAAGUAAUGAUAAUUAUGUCUUUUGGUUAGAAAACACUACCGGUAUUAUCUAUAUGUGGUCUCGUGUAGAUAGUACCAUGUCAUACUUAGGAGGUGAAUUAAGAGAAGCUUUGGUAAACUACCUUUUCCACCAAGAAAAUAUUUGUUAUGUCAUUGAGUUCACUCAUGAACUUAUACCAGAGAAUGAAAUCGAACAAAAAGCUAGAGAAUUAGCAGAUUCAUUCAAGUCUAUCGGUGAGUGGGUAGUAACUAAAGGGUCUAAUUCAGCAAUAAGAAAUGAACAAAAAGGAACAAAGAAGGGAAAGAAUAAGGGAACAAAGAAGGGAAAGAAUAAGGGAAAAAAGAAGAAAAAAAAGCACUAGCACUUUUGCUAGGCAUUCGAAUUUUAUUCUACUCGAUGAAAAAAUUUUUUUCUUUGUAAAUAAUUUCUUUUAUGUAAU
Rhizophagus irregularis DAOM 181602=DAOM 197198 is the source of this 886-nucleotide messenger RNA. Lineage: Eukaryota; Fungi; Glomeromycota; Glomeromycetes; Glomerales; Glomeraceae. The record is from RefSeq and is a predicted model, not a curated record.